AUGCGGACCGGACAGAGAGACCAGACGUAUUCACCCCUCUCGUGGGCAGACAGUGGGCGCUCCGUCCUCAGUCUGAACAUUCGCCACCUGUGGCUGUUCGGACUGUGGCCGCUGCACGACUUCUGGCCCUUCUACCUGUACACCGCCUGCGGCCUCCUGCUAGGCUUCUGGAAUGCCGUGGAAGGUGCGCUGGCCGCGUACUUCUCCUGGGGAGACAUGGACGACACGACGCUGGCGCUGCUCACCGCCAUUACUCAGGGCUGCGGCGCCCUCAAAAUGGUCGUCUUCGUGUACACCAGGCGCCGCUUCAGCGCGCUGGUGCGCCGGCUGGACGCCCUCUCGUCGCUGCGGAGCGAGGUCUGCGGCGGCGGCGGCGGCUCUGUGCCGGCGGCCAUCCUGCGCGCCUCCCGGAGGCGGGCGCACCGCGCCACGCUGGGCACGCUGCUCUUCAUGCUGUCGCAGUGCUUCGUGUGGUACCCCAUACCGCUGGUGGCGCACGCGGAAGAGCGCCGGCUGCCGUUCGCGCAGCACCCCUGGGACGGCAACAGACACCACUACGCGCUGUCCUACUUCGCCCAGUGCGCGGCCGGCUUGCUCAUGACGCAGAUCAGCUUCGGCGUCGACUGCCUCUUCGCGUCGGCCAUGAUCCUUGUGGCUGCCCAGCUACAGAUCCUAGCCGUGCGCCUCAAGGAGAUGGCGGUCGGGUCCAGUAUCCCGUGUAAAGGAAAGACCGCAUACUUUGAGGAAGACCUCCUGACGAAAGGCACCGACCAAAUGUAUAACUCACUGCGCAUUUGCAUCGAAGACCAUCAGAAAAUCUUACGGUUUGUCACUCAUCUGCAGAACACAAUGAGUCCCAUGGCAAUAAUGCAAUUCGGAGCCAGUGUUUUUGUCAUAUGCUUUGCAUUAUUUCAAGCAACAUAUGUCAUGCAGAUAGACUACUGUUGUCCACAGGCGGAGGCAGUAUCACUGGCUGCUUACAGCUCCUCAUGGGUGGAGACCAGUCCCCGUUUCAAGCUCGCCUUGAGGAUUCUCAUCAGUCGUGCCCAGAAGCCGUUGAUUCUCACCGCCGGGCAUCUCUACCGCAUCGACAAAGAAGCCUUUCUUUCGGCGGAGGCCGUGUCAGCAGCUGCGUACAGCUGCUCCUGGGUGGAGGCGAGCGAGCGUUUCAAGCAAGCCAUGAGGAUCCUCGUCAGCCGUGCGCGGAAGCCGCUGGUGCUCACCGCUGGACAUCUGUACCCAAUCGACAGAGAAGCGUUUCUCUCGACUAUGAAGUCUGUUGGAAAUUCAUGCACUGGCAAGGUGAACAUAAAAUGA
Molecule: messenger RNA, 1317 nt
Organism: Schistocerca americana (American grasshopper)
Lineage: Eukaryota; Metazoa; Arthropoda; Insecta; Orthoptera; Acrididae
Exons: 5
Coding region: 1-1317 (438 amino acids)
Biological process (GO): detection of chemical stimulus involved in sensory perception of smell; sensory perception of smell
Cellular component (GO): plasma membrane
Molecular function (GO): odorant binding; olfactory receptor activity
Source: RefSeq, a predicted model, not a curated record